CCUGGAUAAUGGUUUCCCUUUUAUCGUCCGACUCUACCACUGCUGCGGAAGAUGUCCAGCGAACUAACACUUUGGCUGUCACCUCACUACCCAAGACUUUCUUCGAGCCACGUCUCCUCGAUGUUCUCCGCUCCCACUUCUCAACAUAUGGCGAGAUAAAUCGAUGGGUUCCGCUCCCUGGAUUCAGUCGUAUCCUUAUCGUCUAUACGCGCGAAGACGACGCUGAAUCCGCAAAGAUUCACUCGGACCCUAUCGUGCUUGAUGAAACGGACGGUCGCGACCAAAUCACACUUCGCGUUUUCCGUGCAGAUCCCAAUCCCUUGCUUCCAACCUCCGACAAUGACUCUUCUAUUCCCGAUGUCAACUAUCUCCGCCCUCCAGAUCUGGAGAAGAACUUCCUCAUUUCACCCCCCGGAUCGCCGCCCGUCGGUUGGGAGCCCAUCCGCGAAGAUCCACCCAACGCAAUUCCAUUAGCGGAUGACCUGAUCGUUGCAUUGCGGAAGCUUCAAUUACAAGAGCGCGCGCCUGCAGGUGUGGAGAUACUUGUGGAACCAAGUGAUGGUGGUGUGGGUGUGUAUGUGGAGGACUGUGACGGCGAACCAGAGGAAGAUGAGGCUGACUGGGUGUAUGGUGAAUCGGCUCCAACGCGUCUGAAAUGGCGCCCCGUUGCCACGGCCAUGCCGCCGACAUCCCACUUUUGGUGCGUUCAGUCCUUGGUCAUAACAUGACGAAAAACAUUCAGACCUGUUCCGACUCUCGGAGUUUGAGGACAAACGAAUAUUGCCUUUUUUUCUGAUCUUUUUUGUCUGCAUCGAGUUGCUGCAGAUGCUUACUGUCCUCUUUGUUACAGACUUGAUGACUUGAAGAGCGGAGGUUGAUUGUAUCUAUAAGAAAGGACUGCUCAUGUAUACGUACGGACACGAUAUGUACAUUGCAUAUAUUGUAUCUCGAGGAAUAUCUCAAAGCAAGACCAGAUGAAACGACGGACCGACCAUUUCCCUGCAUAUAUGGCACGCGCGGCUGUCCAGCAUCAGCUCAAACAUAACCGUUCAUUAGCAAACGUUCUGUGACUGCUCUAGCAUUUUCUAGGAAGUCUGCGGUUGUUUUAGUGGGUUUCCAGCCCAGAGCACGUCCUUUUCUCGCCCUGCAUCGGGCAUCGGACCCAAUCAAGGCUGCAAGGAAGCCCCACUCAGCAGCAUCGAGCUCCUCCUCGCUGAAUGAUGUUGGCGCUGGAGCCUGUCCUUUUCCAUGUUCAUACAGGACCUGGGAGAUCACGGCGCACAGAUCCUCCAGCACGUGGCUCCCGUUCUCCGCAAAGUAAAGUCCGGACUGGCCGUGCGGUGUGCUAUCGGGAUUCGAGAUCGCCGCGUCAAACAACACCAUGAACAGAUCACCCACUGAAAGAGAGAUCAGUCAAUCAUCCUCGCGCAUGCAUGGACCAGAGCCGACUGACAUUCAUUCAAUUCCACGUUGUGCCACAUGUUCUUCCCUUGACCGACCAUCCCGCCUUGGCCACGCGUCAUUGACAAGCUGACGAGGCCAUGUGGGAUGCCGUACACCGUC
Mycena citricolor is the source of this 1563-nucleotide messenger RNA. Lineage: Eukaryota; Fungi; Basidiomycota; Agaricomycetes; Agaricales; Mycenaceae. The record is from the annotation of a GenBank genome assembly.